This is a messenger RNA of Ipomoea triloba (trilobed morning glory), 2269 nucleotides long. RefSeq names its product putative receptor-like protein kinase At4g00960. Lineage: Eukaryota; Viridiplantae; Streptophyta; Magnoliopsida; Solanales; Convolvulaceae. Bases 152 to 2179 code for a protein of 675 amino acids. Gene Ontology annotation, biological process: protein phosphorylation. Gene Ontology annotation, molecular function: protein kinase activity; ATP binding. The record is from RefSeq and is a predicted model, not a curated record. The transcript is spliced from 11 exons.
AGGGAGUUGGGAUCACAAGACAAGGUUUAUCAAUAUGCACCAUUGGCUAAGUUUUAUAUUCAUAUGUGAUUGAAAAUUUGAAAUCAUGUCCACUUGAAACUUUGGCUCAUCUAAUCUGUGGCGAACAUAUAGUUUGUCUGAGUCUGAAGCCAUGGAUUUGCAGAAAUGGCUGGCUUUCCUAUACCUUUGUAGUAUGAUGACCUUGUUAGCUAUCGCACAACCUGACCUCCGGUACUGUGACUGCGUGCAAAGUGGGAAUUACACAGAAAACAGCACCUACCAGAGAAACCUUAACACGCUUCUUGCGUCCCUCCCUUCUAAACUCGAUGAAUAUGGGUUCUGCAAUGCUUCCAUGGGCGAAACUCCCGACAGGGUGAGUGUGGUUGGGCUCUGCCGAGGUGACGUUGAGCCGGACAUAUGCCAAAGUUGCAUUAAGAAUGCAGCUCGGGAGACAGUACAGUUGUGUCCUAAUCAGAAGGAGGUUUUCGGAGGGUACGACGAGUGCUUGAUCCAUUACUCCAACGUAUCCACCGUAGGUCGCUGGUCGAGGUCUCCUUGGAUGUACAUGUGGAAUUUGCAGAACGCGUCGAGCCCAGACCAGUUUUACCGAGAUUUAAGUAAAUUGCUGGACGGCCUAGGAGACCGCGCGGCAAACGGGUUCUCCUUAUGUAAGUUUGCGGCAGGGAAUACAUCUGGACCGGACUUGCAGAGUAUAUAUGCAGCUGUGCAGUGCUCCCCUGACUUGGGUGCUCAAGAUUGCUCUGAUUGCUUGGUUUCUACUUUUGCUGAUUUCCCUGGAUGUCAACCAUGCACUGGCAAGAGAAGGGGCAGAGUAGUAAGGCCGGGCUGCAACUUUCGCUUUGAGUCUUAUCGUUUCUACAAUUAUACAUUGAUUGGAUCUACUCCACCACAAUCACAAUCACAACCACAACCAGGAACUCCGGCCCCAAAAUCAGCAAUUGAAGCUCCGUCGUCCCUAAAAUCAGGAAAAAAUGACAAUAAAGUUCGAAUUAUCAUCAUUAUUGUGGUUCCAAUUGUAGCAAUUAUUAUUAUUGUUCUUAGUCUAUGCGUUUGCAUUGUCCGGAAGAAAAAGCAAAAAAGGAAGCAGGAGAACAACAUGGACGUUGUGGAUGAAAUGAGCUCCUUGGAUGACAUUAGUAUUAUGGAGUCCCUACAAUACAACUUUGAUAUUAUAAAAACCGCUACAGACAAUUUUUCAGAUUCUAACAAGCUUGGACAAGGUGGAUUUGGUCCUGUUUACAAGGGUAAACUUCCAAAUGGACUACAGCUAGCUGUGAAAAGGCUUUCUGUUAAUUCAAGGCAAGGUGAUCAGGAAUUUAAAAAUGAGGUCCUUUUGGUAGCCAAGCUUGAACACAGAAAUUUGGUUAGGCUACUUGGGUUUUGCUUGGAAGGGAGAGAAAAACUUCUUGUAUAUGAAUUUGCUCCUAAUGCUAGCCUUGAUCACUUUUUGUUUGACCCUGUCAAACGAGAAAAUUUGGAUUGGGAGACACGUUACAAGAUCAUUGGUGGCAUUUCCAGGGGACUUCUUUAUCUUCAUGAAGAAUCUCGUCUUCGCAUUAUUCAUCGCGAUCUCAAAGCAAGCAAUGUUCUACUAGAUGCAAAUAUGAAUCCAAAAAUCUCAGACUUUGGCAUGGCAAAGUUGUUUGAAUUGGAUGAAAGCGAAGGCAAUACAAGCAGAAUUGUGGGAACUUAUGGAUACAUGUCACCGGAGUAUGCAAUGCACGGUCAAUUUUCAGUUAAAUCUGAUGUUUUCAGUUUUGGAGUAUUAGUCCUGGAAAUUGUAAGCGGUCAGAAGAAUAGCUGUUUCAAAAACGGAGAAUCUGUAAAAGACCUUCUGAGCUAUGCUUGGACACAGUGGCGGGAAGGGACAGCCAUGAAUCUGGUAGAUCCCUUCCUGAAAGGUAAAUCAGGUUCUGUGCCUGAAAUGAUGAGGUGCAUACACUUGGCAUUGCUUUGUGUUCAAGAAAACGUUGCAGAUAGGCCAACCAUGUCCACAGUUGUUCUCAUGCUAAGUGGUUUUUCUAUGAGUCUUCCAGUACCAUCUGCACCACCAUUCUUCAUGCACAGUACUAUCAGUAAUGAGGUUCUGUUGCUUCCAGAAACUGCAGCUUAUUCAUCCCAAAAUGAGGCCUCCAUUACUGAGUUAUAUCCCAGGUGAAAUCAUAGCCAUUUUCUCGUGAAUUGAACGAGUUUAAUUCCUUAUUCGCGGUAGAAAAUGGUUUAAAUUGUUCAGAAAUGGGAUGGCAAA